Messenger RNA from Racocetra fulgida, 2301 nucleotides. The record is from the annotation of a GenBank genome assembly. NCBI's taxonomy places the organism in Eukaryota, Fungi, Glomeromycota, Glomeromycetes, Diversisporales, Gigasporaceae.
AUGACAACCACAACAACGUCACUUUCAAAACAUAUUAAAAUUUUAGAAGGCACGAAAGAUACACUUACGACGCUUUCUCUUGAACAAACUUCCAAUGAUAAUCAAGGUCUCGUUAAAUCUCCACAAGAGAUGAAUUUUUCUUCUUUAAAAGAGGAUGAAAAUGCUAAGGAUGAACAUUCAAAAGAUUCAAAAGAUGAACAUUCAAAAGAUGAACAUGCAAAGGAUGAACAUACAAAAGAUGAACAUGCAAAAGAUGAACAUCCUAAGGAUGAACAUGCAAAGGAUGAAAAUGUAAAGGAUGAAAAUGCAAAGGAUGAAAAUGCAGAGGGUGAAAAGCAAAAAUCAAACCUUGAUCGGAAAACGACGAUAGACAAAAGACUUUCUACUGCGGUUACCGAGGCGAUGAAAGCCGAUGAUGCUAAAGUUGCUACUAAAAUUGAAAAUGAUGGUGAAUUGGUAGUCAAGAAUGAUUUGAAUAUGAGUGAGAUUACAAAAUAUCAGGUUGUUUUGAAUAAUUUACACUUUGCAUUACACGAGAUAGUUGCUGUCAUGGAAUCUUUAACGAAUGUGCCUGAAGAAGAAAUUACUUGUAAUGUUGUCCACAUAGCUUCAAGAUCGGUUUCAAUGUUAGAACAAGAAACUCGUGAACGCCUCUAUAAAAGCAUUGCUCGAUUCUGGGAUGCAUCACAACGUACAACCGCUAAAAUAAAUCCAAAUAUAACAUUCUAUCUUCGUGAAAUUAGAUGUUGCUUGAAAAAAAUUAAAGAUGAUCAAACAAAAUUGGAAUAUGGUUAUCUAAUUUUAAUGGAGCGUUUGGUGAUGGAAUUCCCACAACCAUCUGAAUCAGGAAAUAAUCAUUCACUUAAUCUACUUGAAUUUUGUCAAGAAAUUCUUGACGCGGAUGUUAAGAAACAAUUAUCAGCUAAAGCAAUUGAGCUCCUCUUGAUUAUCCAUGAACUAGUUGAUGCGGUGCAUGGCUCUAAGAUAGAAGAUCAUUUGAAUACAUGGGGCGUGGGUAAAGGAAAACAACGGAAAUUGAUUUUGGACCAAAUUAAAGUUCUCAGGGAAGACAAAAAAAAGAUUUUAAAGACCAUUGAAACUGCACGUACUGAUUAUGAAAAAGAUCAAAUUCGUCAACAGUCUUAUAACGUCGCAACAACUUAUAAUAUCGAACAAAAAGUGGAAAUUGGUAGUCAUGUGGAAACUCAAAAUGUCACCAAUAUUGAGAAUAUCAAUACAAAAAUCGAGAAAGUUGAAACGUUGAACGUUGAAAAUACGACUAUCGAAAGGCAAUUUAUAGAAAAUAUCGAAAAUAAAGUUGAUGUAGAGAAUCAAUUUGUUGAGAAUGUUGAAACUAAAAUUGAAAACGUAAAUGUUAACGUUGGAAAAAGUGUUGAUGUUGAGAAUCAAUUGGUGGAAAACGUUGAUAACAUUAAAAAUGUUGAAAAUGUUGAAAAAGUCGAUAACGUUGGAAAUGUUGAAAAGAUGAAUGUUGAAAAUGUGAAUGUUGAAAUAAAAAUGGAUAAUGUUGAAUACGUGGAAAAUAUUGAAACUCAAUACGUUGAAACAAGAGUUGAGACACAAUAUAUUGGUACUCAAAACGUUGAAAAUGUAAAAGGUACGAAUGCAAAGAUUCAAAACAUUAAUGUUGUAGAAGAGUUAGAUUCACAAAAUCUAUGUGUUGAAACUAUAGAAAACGUUCAAACGAUUAAUAUUAAUAAUUAUGAGACCAAAAAUAUUAACGAGAUAAAGAACAAUAAUGAGAUCAAAAAUUAUGAGGUAAAUAAUACAACAAAUGUAGAAAACAUAAAUAAUGAAAUUAUUACCGAAACUAUAGUACAAAAUACGAUCAUACAACAGGUAGUUCAACCUGGAGAAAGACAAUCCCACUGGUUGGACAAUGUAGUGGCUGUGAUUAAAGAUGUUGAAAAACGAGUAUUAGGUGUAGAUGGAUCAAAUAGAAAGAGCUUAUUGUUUCCCAAUCAUGAUGAUAAUGGAAAAAGAAGGAGUACUCUUUUUUCCGAUGAAGCAAAGAGAAGAAGUACAUUGUCCACUAAUGAUGAAGCAAAAAGAAUGAGUACAUUGUCCACCAGUGAUGAAGCAAAGAGAAAGAGUACAUCGUCCAAUAGUGACGACGAAGCAAAGAGAAGUAGUACACCACCUUUGUCUGACGACGAAGCAAAGAGGAAGAGUACAACAUUGUCCAAUGAUAACGAUGACGAAGCAAAGAGAAAGAGUACAUCUUUAUCCAAUAACGAUGAAGUGGCUAAUAAUAGCACUGUAAAAGACGAAAAUAAUUGA